Molecule: messenger RNA, 5144 nt
Organism: Pundamilia nyererei
Lineage: Eukaryota; Metazoa; Chordata; Actinopteri; Cichliformes; Cichlidae
Product: disco-interacting protein 2 homolog C-like
Exons: 35
Coding region: 185-4747 (1520 amino acids)
Source: RefSeq, a predicted model, not a curated record
AGUGUUAGCUGUAGCUUGACGCUGGUUUGCGGAGAACGCGCAGAGCCGCUGCCGCACACGGAGCGACGCUGACGGACUCGGUGUGACUGACUUUGGAUUUUUGUGGUUUGUGGAGCAGCGUGGGCACUGGAAACAGGGAGAAACAGCCGGAAAACAGAUAUUUAAGUCGGUUUGGAACGGCGGAAUGGCGGACCGGGACCCGGUGCCGCUUCCUGCGGAGGUGCGGGCCAAACUGGCCGAGCUGGAGCUGGAGUUAUCCGAGGGUGACAUCACACAGAAGGGCUAUGAGAAGAAGCGAUCCAAGCUGAUUGGAGCCUACUUACCUCAAGCACCAGGAAUGGAUCCGUCCAUGGGCCAGGAGAGGAGAACGCCCGUCACCCCGUCGUCGUCCUCCCGCUACCACCGCCGGCGGUCUUCUGGCUCCAGAGACGAACGUUACCGAUCAGAUGUGCACACGGAGGCGGUGCAGGCAGCCCUGGCAAAGCACAAAGAAAGAAAGAUGGCGGUGCCGAUGCCUUCGAAGAGGCGGUCGCUUGUGGUCCAGAGCUCCAUGGACGCCUACACACCACCAGACACCUCCUCAGGCUCAGAGGGCGAAGGUCAGGGGGACGGUGAUGAAGAAGAGGGAGGAGAAGGUGAAGAAGAAGACGGAGGAGGCGGCGGAGGAACCUCGUCCAGCCAGGAAGGGAGCAUAAGCAUGGAGCACUGGAUCAGCAGGGCAAUCCACGGCACCUCCUCCACCACCACCACCACCACCUCUUCAACAGCCUCCUCGUCCUCGUCCUCCACACGCAGCGGCGGGAGCGGGGCAGCGGCCGGCAGGCUGGCUGACGUGCUGGCCCAGCAUGUUCACAUUUCCUCCUCGCACCACCACCGCCACCACCAUCGCCACCACCACCACAGUAAAGAGAACCACUCUGCCCCUCCAGAUGUCACCGGCUACACCAACAAUACCGCCAACACCACCGCGACCGACGCCAUCCAGGUGGAGAGAGCCCCAGGCGCUGGCACCGCAGCCCAAAGACAGACGCCCAAGUACGGCAACGCGGAGCUGAUGGAAACUGGAGACGGUGUUCCAGUCAGCAGCAGAGUUUCAGCCAAAAUACAGCAACUCGUCAACACUCUGAAGAGACCCAAACGGCCGCCAUUAAGAGAGUUUUUCGUCGAUGACUUUGAAGAGCUUUUGGAGGUCCAACAGCCAGACCCUAACCAGCCCAAGGCUGAAGGGGCACAGAUGGUACCCAUGCGGGGUGAGCAGCUGGGCGUGGUGACCAACUGGCCCCCUUCUCUGGAGGCAGCCCUUCAGAGGUGGGGCACCAUCUCUCCGAAGGCCCCGUGUCUCACUACCAUGGAUACUAACGGCAAGCCGCUCUACGUCCUCACAUAUGGUAAACUGUGGUCCAGAAGUGUGAAGGUGGCGUACAAUCUGCUGCACAAACUGGGAACCAAACAAGAACCGCUCGUGAGACCUGGAGACCGGGUGGCGCUAGUUUUCCCUAACAAUGACCCCGCCUCCUUCAUGACAGCCUUCUAUGGCUGCCUGCUGGCUGAGGUGGUUCCUGUGCCAAUAGAAGUACCGCUGACCAGGAAGGACGCCGGCAGUCAGCAGAUUGGGUUUCUGUUGGGGAGCUGUGGAGUGACUGUAGCUCUGACCAGUGACGCCUGCCAUAAAGGGUUACCCAAGAGUCCCACUGGAGAGAUCCCACAGUUCAAAGGCUGGCCGAAGGUGAUGUGGUUCGUCAUGGAGUCCAAACACCUCUCCAAACCACCCCGAGACUGGUUCCCACACAUCAAGGAAGCCAACCAGGACACUGCCUACAUCGAGUAUAAGACGUGUAAGGACGGCAGCGUCCUCGGAGUGACGGUGAUGAGGAUAGCGAUGCUCACGCACUGCCAGGCCAUCACACAGUCCUGCUCAUACACAGAAGCUGAGACCAUUGUGAAUGUACUAGACUUCAAGAAGGAUGUAGGACUGUGGCACGCCAUCCAGACAAGUGUGAUGAACAUGAUGCACGUCAUCAGUAUUCCCUACGCCCUCAUGAAGGUCAACCCGCUGUCCUGGAUCCAAAAAGUCUGCCAGUACAAAGCUAAGGUGGCCUGUGUGAAGUCGCGGGAUAUGCACUGGGCUCUGGUGGCCCACCGGGAUCAGCGGGAUGUCAAUCUGAGCUCCCUGCGGAUGCUUGUGGUGGCUGAUGGUUCAAAUCCCUGGUCGAUCUCGUCUUGUGACGCCUUCCUCAACGUCUUCCAGACGAAAGGUUUGAAGCCGGAGGUCAUCUGCCCGUGCGCCAGCUCCCCCGAGGCGCUGACUGUGGCUAUACGCAGGCCGCUGGAGGAGGGCACCACCCCUCCUGGUCGCGGCAUCCUGUCCAUGCAGGGUCUGAGUCACGGCGUGAUCCGGGUCGACUCGGAGGAGAAGCUGUCGGUGCUCACGCUGCAGGACGUCGGCUCCGUCAUGCCCGGAGGUCUGAUGUGUGUAGUGAAGCUCGAAGGUGUUCCCCAGCUCUGUAAAACAGACGAGAUCGGAGAGAUGUGCGUUUGUACUGUUGCCACGGGGACCUCCUAUUACGGCCUGGCCGGUAUGACCAAGAACACGUUCGAGGUCUUUCCCGUGUCCAACAACGGCACUCCCAUCAGCGAGUUCCCCUUCACCAGGACCGGCCUGCUGGGAUUCAUCGGACCUGCAGGUCUGAUCUUUGUUGCUGGGAAGAUGGACGGUCUGAUGGUGGUCGGUGGGCGUCGGCACAAUGCUGACGACAUUGUUGCUACGGCGCUGGCUGUGGAGCCCAUGAAGUUCGUUUACAGAGGACGGAUAGCAGUGUUUUCCAUCACGGUGCUCCAUGAUGAGAGGAUCGUGGUCGUGGCUGAGCAGCGGCCGGACUCGACUGAGGAGGACAGCUUUCAGUGGAUGAGUCGAGUUUUGCAGGCGAUAGACGGUAUCCACCAGGUGGGGGUGUACUGCCUGGCUCUGGUCCCCUCCAACACUCUGCCCAAGACUCCACUGGGUGGCAUCCACCUGUCCGAGACCAAGCAGCUCUUCCUGGAGGGGGCGCUGCACCCCUGCAACGUGCUCAUGUGUCCGCACACCUGCGUAACGAACCUGCCCAAACCCCGGCAGAAGCAGCCAGAGAUCGGUCCUGCGUCUGUGAUGGUCGGGAAUCUGGUGUCGGGAAAGAGGAUCGCCCAGGCCAGCGGCAGGGAUCUGGGUCAGAUCGAAGACAAUGACCAGGCAAGGAAGUUCCUCUUCCUGACAAACUUGGGAUGUUUUAAAAUGAGGAAUGAAGGACGCGGAAUCGACCUCAUCGUGGCGUUUUAUGGCUGCCUUUACGCCGGCUGUGUGCCAAUCACGGUGCGGCCGCCUCACCCGCAAAACAUCGCCACCACGCUGCCCACCGUCAAGAUGAUCGUGGAGGUAAACCAACUCUGUGACGGCUCUAAUCACUACUCUGUGGUUAAAGUAUUUGAGAAAAACGUGAAUGAUAAUGUAGGUGCAAGUCACCGCCCCCUCUACACCUCACUUCCUGUUUUCUUAAUGUCUCACACAGCCACCAGUGCCUUCUGCCGCUCCAUCAAGCUGCAGUGUGAGCUUUACCCGUCCAGAGAGGUCGCCAUCUGCUUGGACCCGUACUGCGGCCUGGGCUUUGUCCUCUGGUGCCUUUGCAGUGUGUACUCAGGUCACCAGUCCAUCCUGAUCCCUCCGUCCGAGCUGGAAGUGAACCCGGCUCUCUGGCUGUCAGCCGUCAGUCAGUACAAAGUUCGCGACACCUUCUGCUCCUACAGCGUCAUGGAGCUCUGCACCAAAGGCCUCGGCCUGCAGACGGACUCGCUGAAGGCUCGAGGGCUGGACUUGUCUCGAGUGAGGACCUGCGUGGUUGUAGCAGAGGAGCGUCCCAGGAUAGCCCUGACGCAGUCCUUCUCCAAACUCUUCAAGGACCUGGGACUCCACCCCCGAGCCGUCAGCACCUCCUUCGGCUGCAGGGUCAACCUGGCAAUCUGCCUGCAGGGCACCUCAGGACCUGACCCCACAACUGUUUAUGUUGAUAUGAGGGCGCUGCGACAUGACAGGGUCAGACUCGUAGAGCGGGGAUCGCCACACAGCCUGCCACUGAUGGAGUCCGGGAAGAUCCUGCCGGGGGUCAGAAUCAUCAUCGCCAACCCAGAGACCAAGGGACCAAUGGGAGAGUCGCAUCUGGGAGAGAUCUGGGUGCACAGUGGCCACAACGCCAGCGGUUACUUCACCGUCUACGGGGACGAGGCGCUGCAGUCCGACCAUUUCAACUCCAGGCUCAGCUUUGGAGACACGCAGACCGUCUGGGCUCGGACCGGAUACCUGGGCUUCCUGCGCAGGACGGAGCUCACCGACGCCAGCGGAGAGCGCCACGAUGCCCUGUACGUGGUCGGCGCUUUGGAGGAAGCCAUGGAACUCAGAGGGAUGCGUUACCACCCCAUCGACAUCGAGACCUCUGUCAUCAGGACGCACAAGAGCAUCACAGAGUGCGCGGUGUUCACGUGGACCAACCUGCUGGUGGUGGUGGUGGAGCUGGACGGUUCGGAGCAGGAGGCCCUGGACUUGGUCCCCCUCGUCACCAACGUGGUGCUGGAGGAGCACUACCUGAUCGUGGGCGUGGUGGUGGUGGUGGACAUCGGCGUCAUCCCCAUCAACUCCAGAGGGGAGAAGCAGAGGAUGCACCUGCGGGACGGCUUCCUGGCCGACCAGCUGGACCCAAUCUAUGUGGCCUACAACAUGUAGCGCCCCCUGGUGGCUGAAGAAUUAUUGAGGAAGAUGCAAAGACAAUUCUGCUCCAGAGACCCAAGGAAGGAAAAGCGGAGCCGAGGCAGAGUUUCCGGCACCAGGGGGAGGUGGUGGUCGACUUUUUUGCCCUGAAUUUUGGUGCUUACUCCCAGGCUGCGUAACCGCUGCAAACUAGCUCCCAGAAUCCAGCGCUGGCAUCUAGAUUGCAUUCAGGUCAUGCUCAGUCUGAGAGGAAGUGCGGUCCCCGGGUCGUGCCGACUGUUUACCAAAAAGUGGAAAACUCGCAGCAGUAGAGGACAAUCGUUAGGAAAGAUCCCGGCUUUUAAAGUGCGUGUGGCUCACUCUCUAUUUUCAUGUUAUUUGCUUUCCUUAGGCUAUUUUUUUGAAAAGGAUA